Molecule: messenger RNA, 1245 nt
Organism: Talaromyces marneffei
Lineage: Eukaryota; Fungi; Ascomycota; Eurotiomycetes; Eurotiales; Trichocomaceae
Exons: 5
Coding region: 1-1245 (414 amino acids)
Source: RefSeq, a predicted model, not a curated record
AUGAGUGUCCCGAUCCCAACAAUCCUCGACUGGAGUAAUGAGCCCUCAAAUUCCAUAGGAAGCGAAUAUAUCAUCAUGGAACAUGUCGAAGGUGUUCAGCUACACAAAAAAUGGCCAGAGAUGGCUGGCGAUGAACGGGUAAGGUGCAUCAAUGCAAUCUACCGGAAGCUCAAAGAGAUAGUAGACUUGCAAUUCCCCGCUUUUGGCAGCGUGAAUUUUGAAGCGAACCUGCAAUCUGGCUGCAAAGGAAUCUCCCUGGGCGGUGGAUUUUGUGUCGGGCUACAUUGCGGAUCCAGAUACUGGGAUUGCAACAUUAGUGAACCAAGAUAUUACCAUAAUACCCAGUCGAAUCGGGGACUAUGGACUACUCUUGAUCAAUAUUGCGAUGGCCUUGUUGAUGCCGGCCUUUCUAGGAUCCCUCCCAAGGAUUACUUAGCGGAGAAACGGCCCUCAUACCAUGGCUCUGUUCAAGCACAUUUGGACAUCCUGCAGCGCUGCCGGUCUGUACUUAAAGAAAUGUGCAAAGACCCCAGGAUUCAAGCAGCAGCAACACUCCACCCCGAUCUACACAAACGAAAUAUAUUUGUGUCGGAAACCGACUCGUCAAAAAUAACAGGCAUUAUUGAUUGGCAGUGGACUAGUAUCGAACCCGCAUUUUGGUAUGCGGAUGAUGUACCGGAUUUUGCAGUCACUGAUGAUUCUGAUAACAACCUCUGCGCAAAAGCAUUUGGUGCUUGCACUCGCUUCCUCACCCCAAAGCUGUCUGGUCCUAGAUUAAUGGAUGAUAAUCUUUUCCGGCCAUUUCUGUAUAGCUAUAGAACGUGGAAAGACGGCGCUGUUGCCCUCCGGCAUGAGCCGAUUGAGACGACCAGAAAGUGGAACGAAUUAGGUUUUGUUGGCCAGAAUAAAGACCCGAGAAAUGAGGAGCCAGUGAAGGAUGAGGCAGUCCUUAGAUCCAUAUGGCCAUUUGAUCUCUCAAGUCUUGAUACUAGCUCUUUGAUUGGAUCUAUUGCAAAACAAACUCUUAUUGGACAUGACACUUUGCACAAGCACAAUAUUUGCCAUGGAGACCUUCAUACUCGCAACUUGGUCUUUGCCAUGUCUUGUCUGGAUGACUUUGUUGAAAGUGAUUUGAUCAAGGGAUUAGGACAGCCAGAGACUGGCUAUAUUCGAAGAAGAGAUGGAAAAGUACCUGAGCCCGGCGUGCCUGAAAAUGUUAUGAGACUUAAUGUAUAUCAACCGUAG